Molecule: messenger RNA, 807 nt
Organism: Uloborus diversus
Lineage: Eukaryota; Metazoa; Arthropoda; Arachnida; Araneae; Uloboridae
Exons: 1
Coding region: 1-807 (268 amino acids)
Source: RefSeq, a predicted model, not a curated record
AUGUCAACUGAUAACGCACCCCUCGCAGCAGCUACGGGUCAAGUUUCUCGUAUAGCGCUGAAGCUUCCCCCUUUCUGGAGAGCAAAUGUUCGCCUAUGGAUUUUGCAGUGCGACAACGCAUUCCUUUACAGCGGAAUUACAGCCGAUGAAACGAAAUAUGCAGCGUUAGUUGCCAAUAUCGACUCAGAGACUCUGUCACACGUAUCGGACAUUGUACUGAAUCCUCCAGCGCAAAAUAAAUACCAGGCUCUUGCACAGCGACUCAUAUCGGAGUUUUCUGAAUCAGAAACUCUUACCAUCAAAAAGCUGCUUUCCGACCUCCAGCUGGGAGAUGACCGUCCAAGUCAACUCCUUCGAAAAAUGAAGGAACUCUCUGCAAACCGCUUAGAUGACAAUUUUCUCAAGAACUUGUGGAUGCAAAGAAUGCCGCAGCACAUUUCGACAAUUUUAUCCGCCAGUUCCGAGUCCUUGGAUAAUUUGUCGAAGAUAGCGGAUAAAAUCGCGGAAGUUUCCAUGCCGCACUCUGUUUUCGCGACAACAAGCAGUGUUCCGCCGCCUGCUCCUGAAUCCCCCAUGGAGAAGUUGGAGCGUCAAAUUUCGGAGCUCACGCGGAAAGUCGACGAGCUGUCCACCCGAAACUCCCGUUCUCCGUACCGCAGAAGUUCGACCAACCGUCGGCGCUCCUAUUCAAGAAAUGAACAGCGUCCCAGUGGAAUGUGCUAUUACCGUAGUUUUCAACAAAAUGCAAAAAAGUGUACGGCACCUUGCAAUUUCAACGAUCAAAAAAACGGUCUCACUCCGCCAUAG